This is a messenger RNA of Andrographis paniculata, 1770 nucleotides long. RefSeq names its product calcium-dependent protein kinase 29. Gene Ontology annotation, molecular function: calcium/calmodulin-dependent protein kinase activity; calcium ion binding; calmodulin binding. NCBI's taxonomy places the organism in Eukaryota, Viridiplantae, Streptophyta, Magnoliopsida, Lamiales, Acanthaceae. The record is from RefSeq and is a predicted model, not a curated record. Gene Ontology annotation, cellular component: nucleus; cytoplasm. Gene Ontology annotation, biological process: peptidyl-serine phosphorylation; protein autophosphorylation; intracellular signal transduction. The transcript is spliced from 8 exons. Bases 88 to 1638 code for a protein of 516 amino acids.
AUCAAAUCGAUCGAUCAUCUUCCUCAAACCCUCCCUCAAUUUCUCCAAAAUCCCCAAUUUCUUCCAUCAAUUCCUCAAAAUCCCCAAAUGGGAUUCUGUUUCUCCAAAUUAUUCAAAAAACCCCGAGACAUUCCAAUCUCUUCUUCUUCCUCCUCCUCCUCCAAAUCGGACUUCCUCCCCCUCCCCCUCCCCCUUCCGUCGCCGCCGGCGGCGGCGGCGCCACCUAUUAUCGCCACCGGCCCCAUCCUCGGAAAGCCGUACACCGAUAUAACCGACGUGUACGAACUCGACAAAGAGCUCGGUCGGGGCCAAUUCGGAGUCACGUGCCUCUGCACGGAGAAGUCGACCGGCCGGAAAUUCGCCUGCAAGUCGAUUUCACGGCGGAAGCUCCGCACGAGGAACGACAUGGACGGCGUGCGGCGGGAGAUAAUGAUCUUACAGCACCUGACGGGGCAGCCGAACAUCGUGGAGUUUAAGGGGGCGUACGAGGACCCGACCAGCGUGCACGUGGUCUUGGAGCUCUGCUCCGGCGGGGAGCUCUUCGACCGGAUAACGGCUAGGGGGAGCUACUCGGAGAAGGAGGCGGCGAGGAUCGGACGGCAGGUGGUGAAUGUGGUCCACGUCUGCCAUUUCAUGGGAGUGAUGCACAGAGACCUGAAGCCGGAGAAUUUCCUGAUGGUGAGCCGGGAUGAGGAGUCGCCAUUGAAGGCCACUGAUUUUGGACUCUCCGUCUUCAUCGAGCCAGAAAAAGUAUAUAAAGAUGUUGUCGGGAGCGCAUAUUAUGUGGCACCCGAAGUUUUGGAUAGAAAUUAUGGGAAAGAGAUCGAUAUUUGGAGCGCUGGAGUCAUAUUAUAUAUACUUUUAAGCGGAGUUCCUCCUUUUUGGGGCGAGACGGAGGAAGUAAUAUUUGAAGAAAUUCGUAAGGGCUAUGUAGAUCUUCGGUCCUCGCCGUGGCCAUUGAUCUCCGACAGCGCAAAGGAUCUCAUCAAAAAAAUGCUGACAAUGGAUCCGCAAAAGAGAAUUACCGCUGCUGAGGCCCUCGGGCAUCCAUGGCUGAAGGAGGGCGGCGAAGCUUCGGACAAACCGAUGGACAGCGCUGUCCUAAUCCGGCUAAAGCAAUUCCGGGCCAUGAACAAGCUCAAGAGGCUCGCUCUCAAGGUUAUUGCAAAGAACUUGUCCGAAGAAGACAUCAAGGGAUUGAAACAAAUGUUCAUCAACAUCGACACAGACGGCAGCGGUGCCAUCACCAUUGAAGAACUCCGAGAAGGCCUAUCCAAACUUGGCUCCAACCUUAGUGAAUCCGAAAUACAACAACUUAUGGAAGCCGCCGAUGUAGACCAAAAUGGAACGAUAGAUUACUUAGAAUUUAUUACAGCGACUAUGCAUCGACAUAGAUUGGAGAAGGAAGAAAAUCUACGCAAAGCCUUUCAAUUUUUUGACAAGGAUGAUAGCGGGUUUAUUACGAGAGAGGAGUUAAGACACGCCAUGACAGAGUAUGGGAUGGGAGAUGAAGCCACCAUUAAUGAGGUUCUUGAUGAUGUCGAUACCGACAAGGAUGGAAGGAUCAAUUACAAAGAAUUUGUGGAUAUGAUGAAGAAAGGGACAGUGGACUUUGCUGGAAAGUUAAGGAUGGAAUAACAUAUGUUGUAGCAUCUCUUGCUCGAGGAAUAAUAUUAAGUGUCGUUCAUUGUAAGAAAAAUGAUUCCUUGUGUUCGAAUCUUUUUUCGCCGAUUUAAUUAUAAAAAUUUCGAUGAGAUGAAUGAGCUAAGA